AAAAAAAAAAAGAAAUAAUCAUGUUUGAGAAAAAAAAGCAAACUGAACAUAAGCCGCGAGAUGACGGGGUUGAAUUGGAAAAUCAGUUUAUUAUACGCUUUCCAAAGGAAGUGGCCGAAGGCAUCCAUGAAGCCAUACAGACAGGCAAUGUGAAGGAUCGCCUAUUUAUAAAAUUUGACCAGGAUUUGCGCUAUGGCGAAGUGCGCUUCGAUGACCAAAUGCUCUAUGCAAAACUGGUCGACUUGCCCACUAUUAUGGAAAGCUACAAGACAAUUGAUAAUAAAAGCUUCUACAAAUCGGCGGACAUAUGUCAGUUGCUCAUUUGCAAGGAAGAGCCGGAGGACGAGACUGAAAAGGAAUCGCCCAACAAGAACAAGAAAAAGGAUCCAAACAAGGUGGACAAAAAGUAUUUGUGGCCCCAUGGCAUUACUCCACCUUGUAAAAAUGUGCGUAAACGACGUUUUCGCAAAACUUUGAAAAAGAAGAAUGUGGAGACUCCCGAAAUCGAGAAGGAAGUGAAGCAUCUAUUGCGCAUCGACAACGAGGCAGUGCGUGUCGAGUACGAGAUUAUCAAUGAGGAGGACAAGCCGAACGAUGACAUGGACCCGUCCGAUGUCAAGCCAUACAACGAGGCAGACGAUGAUAUACAGGAGGAUACAAUGAAUGCCGGUGAUAAGGGGGCUGAUGAAGGCGCUUCACAGCGUGAAAUUAAUGUAGAAUCGGAUGAUGAUGAGGCUAGCAAUUUCGAGACUAAUCGUGCUCCCAAUAUGGGCGUCGCUGCACAUGAUAUAUUUGGCGAGGAGGUGUCCACUACAGAUGACGAGGACGAGCCUACUUUGCCUGGGAAUGAUUCGCGUCUGGAAGAAUCCUCGCGUUUAUCUGCUGAAGACUCACGUAUGUCUGAUUUCUUUGGGGUAAGCGGUAAUAGUCAGGGAGGGGGUGAUAAACAGGGGCAAAAUGAAUUUACUAAGUCCAUGUUCGCUAGGGAGCCAAGCAGUCCCAAGCUGAGUACCGCCGGCUCAAGUUCUAAUCUGGCAGCUCCGUGCGCUUUCUAUGAAAAUCAGAAGAUGAUGAAUAAACGGGAAGAAUUUGAGAAUUUAGGGUUUAUGGAUGAUUCACAUCCUCAAUAUACACAGCAGCAAAUACAAGACAAAAUAAAUAACCUUAAUCGACAGAUCAGCGACCUAAGGGCGCAACAAUCUCAAAAAUCUAUAGAAAUAGGUUCAAUUCAAAAUGCUACACUGAAGCAGCGCAUGCAAGAGACGCUGGAUAAUCUUUUUGCGCAGAUCAAGGAGCGUGAACAGGAGCUUAAGAACUUAGAAAACAUGAUGGAGCAAUAGACCUACCUGAUAACUUUAAUUAUUUAAUAAUUAAUUAUUUAAU
This is a messenger RNA of Drosophila arizonae, 1383 nucleotides long. It is a transcript of the gene Taf7, whose product is annotated as TATA-box binding protein associated factor 7. Gene Ontology annotation, cellular component: transcription factor TFIID complex. Gene Ontology annotation, molecular function: RNA polymerase II general transcription initiation factor activity. Lineage: Eukaryota; Metazoa; Arthropoda; Insecta; Diptera; Drosophilidae. Gene Ontology annotation, biological process: RNA polymerase II preinitiation complex assembly; transcription initiation at RNA polymerase II promoter. The record is from RefSeq and is a predicted model, not a curated record.